Oryzias latipes (Japanese medaka) is the source of this 4185-nucleotide messenger RNA. RefSeq names its product ankyrin repeat domain-containing protein 13C. Gene Ontology annotation, molecular function: signaling receptor binding. NCBI's taxonomy places the organism in Eukaryota, Metazoa, Chordata, Actinopteri, Beloniformes, Adrianichthyidae. The record is from RefSeq and is a predicted model, not a curated record. Gene Ontology annotation, biological process: protein retention in ER lumen. Gene Ontology annotation, cellular component: cytoplasm.
GUCACCUGCCCAAACAUUUCUGAACUCUCGCGAUACUAAGAACCGGAAGACAACUCCCGAGUGUUUCGUACUUGUAAACUGGAGCGGCUUAUGUUGUUCAGCAGCGUCAGUUCAGAACGAUUGUGUGGUGGCCAAGACUUUGUUUUCAUCUACAAAACCAGCUAUCAAUCUUUCAUCUUAGAUAAACAGAUUCUUUUUCGCGCUUCUGUCGUAUGGAAAACUGUUAAAUUAAAUGUUUUGCAAUUUCCAGUAUUUGCUUGAGGAGCUGCAUCUGGCGAAUCGCAUCAUCAGAUCGCCAGGAGGGUCAUCGUCAGCGGCGACACCCUCUUCUUCUCCGUCGGCACCGAGCGUUUGAGGAAAAUGACCGGGGAGAAGAUCCGCUCCCUGCGCAAGGAUAACAGGCCGAGUAAGGACGAGGACUUACUGGAACCCGAUGAAGAGGCUGCCACCGGGACGUUUUCCGCCUCCAAGGCGAACAGCAAAAGCAGAGCGAGUAAGAUCUUCAGCAACCACAAGUUAAUCGGGUCGCCGUCCGCUCCACCACAGCAGCAGCCGCAGAACCAACAGACGCAGAAUAAUGCUAACACAUCGGACGUUGUUGAUGACAACAACAAAAAUCCCAUCAUCCGAACAGGACUGGACUUCCCAGUGCACGAAUGUGUGUUUAAAGGAGAUGUCCGCCGUCUGUCGUCCCUCAUACGAACGCAGAAUAUCGCCCAGAAAGACGUUCAUGGAAACACCCCACUACACCUGGCUGUCAUGAUGGGACACAAAGAAUGUGCUCAUUUGCUUCUGGCCCACAAUGCACCAGUGAAGGUGAAGAAUGCUCAGGGAUGGAGCCCCCUCGCUGAGGCCAUUAGUUACGGAGACCGACAGAUGAUCACUGCUCUGCUAAGAAAACUGAAGCAACAGUCCAGAGACAGUGUGGAGGACAAGAGACCCAAACUGCUGAAAGCCCUCAAAGAGCUGGGAGACUUUUACCUGGAGCUUCACUGGGACUUCCAGAGUUGGGUGCCUUUGCUGUCCAGAAUCCUGCCAUCAGAUGUCUGCAAGAUCUACAAGCAGGGCAUCAACAUCAGACUGGAUACAACUUUGAUCGAUUUUACGGAUAUGAAAUGUCAGCGUGGCGAUCUCAGCUUCAUCUUCAAUGGCAAUGCCGUUCCUUCAGAGUCUUUCGUUGUGCUGGACAACAAACAGAAAGUGUACCAGCGGAUACAUCAUGAGGAAUCGGAGAUGGAGACCGAAGAAGAAGUGGACAUUCUGAUGAGCAGCGACGUCUACUCCGCCACGCUCUCCACAAAAUCCAUCACCUUCUCCAGGGCUCAGAGCGGCUGGCUGUUCCGGGAGGACAAGACGGAGCGCGUGGGAAACUUCUUGGCAGAUUUCUACUCUGUGAACGGCCUGGUGCUGGAGUCCAGGAAGAGACGGGAGCAUCUGAGCGAAGAGGACAUCUUGAGGAACAAAGCCAUCAUGGAGAGCCUGAGCAAAGGGGGGAACCUGAGCGAGCAGAGUUUUGAGUCCUCGAGAAGACAAUCUUUAACGCCUCCGUCACCCAACACUAUAACCUGGGAAGAAUACAUCUCUGCUGACAAUGGAAAAGCGCCUCAUCUAGGAAGAGAGCUGGUCUGCAAAGAGAGCAAGAAAAACUUUAAAGCCACAAUAGCCAUGAGCCAAGACUUCCCUUUGUGCAUUGAGUCGCUACUGAAUGUCCUGGAGGUGAUCGCACCCUUCAAGCACUUUAACAAACUCAGGGAGUUCGUUCAGAUGAAACUCCCCCCCGGCUUCCCAGUCAAACUUGACAUCCCCGUCUUCCCGACCAUUACAGCGACAGUGACGUUUCAGGAGUUUCGCUAUGAUGACUUUGACCAAUCGAUUUUUACUAUUCCCAAAGACUAUAAAGAAGAUCCCACCCACUUUCCUGACCUUUAACCUCUCUGUGCUGAAACUUCAACAGUAUCCCAUAAAACAUACCUUUCCUAAUCCUUAUGAACGUAGAGCAACUUGAGACUCAAAACUCAAGCUUAUGGAGACGUCUGUUUGCAUCACACUGACCAUCGCAGGUCCUCAACGUCACAACCUGAUAGGACAAACCAGGAAGUGCGACUCACUUUGGAGGUCAUCUCAUCGGUGAAGAGGCAUUGGAGUCAAAGUGAGCUUUUUAAAUAGGGAGUUUGUAUUUAAGUAUGUAAAGUUUCUAAAGGGCCUUUCGUGAACUGACUUGUAGUAAAGCACUGAUGUUAUUAUGAGAUACUGAAGAGGAAUUCUACUGCAGAGUUUCAGUUUUUUGUUCUCUUAAUUUUUGUCAUCCAUACAAAAAAAUCUAGGUGCAAAUAUUUUUUGUAACUUUUUUUGUGUGUGCAUAAUUUAAAAGUGAUUCCUCUAUGCAUCAGGACACUAAGACUUUAAUUGUUCUACUUCAAAUACCAACUAUUUACAGAAUAAGUUUGUUGGAAGUUGGUUUUGAUUUGUGCGACUGUGCAUACAUUUUAGUCAGGUGUGAAAAAAAUGCUGGAAACUAAAACAAAUUUUUUUUAAAUCAAAAUGUGGUGAAUGCAGAGAAAUCAAGCUCAAAUGAGCAUUUGGUCAGAUCACCCUUUGCAUCAAUUCUUCUAUUUGCACCCAGUUUUUGAAGGAGUACAGCUGGUAGGUUGUGACCUCAGAUCUUCUGUAGAUGGAGGUUUUCUCACAUCCUGGUGCCUCUUCGUUUAAUCCCAGAUACCCUCAACGAUGUAGAGAUUAGUGUUCUGUGGGGGCUGUGCCAUCACUUCCACUACGUCUUUAUGGUAAAGAUAAAGCUUAAUGACUUUAGCCUCAUGUUUGGGGUCAUUGUUCUACUGCAGAAUAUAUUUGGGGCCAAUUAUACACCUCCUUGAUGGUAUUGCAUGAUUGUUAGGUAUCUGCCUGUAUUUUUUAGCAUUAAAAACAACAAUAAUUCUGACCAAAUCUCCAACUCCCUUUGUAGAAAUAUAGCCCCACAUCAUUAAGGAACCUCCACCAUGCUUCACUGUUGCCUGCAGACACUCAAUGUACCUCUUCUGCUGUAGCCAUUUUUAUGCACCACAGUUCCAAUGUUUUUGUGCAUUCAUUGUGCAACUCUUCCAUUUCUGGCCAUACUUCUCUGAACAAUAGAAGUACCACUGGUAUUAUUUCUGAUUUCAAAUGAACAAUCCUAAUUCUGAAAGCGUUCCGUUUAGUGUUUUUCUUUUUUCCCCACAUCUGGCUAAAACUUGUGCACAGUGUCGUAUGACAAAAACCUACGAUUUCUCUCUUAAAUUCCUCUUUCAGUCGGCACAGAUCAAAUUGAUAUUGUCAAGGAUAAUGUCACCAUUCUUAUGGGCAUGGAGUAGCACUACUGAUCACAUUCGGGCACUAGGUAGAUUCUCUACAGCCUUUUCCAGCUGACUUCACAGACACUGUUUAUUCGGAACUUAAAAAAGUGAUCGAGAUGAUGCUGUUAUGCUGCAGGAUUUUUAUAAUCCCACAAGGCAUUUUUUUAUGCGUGUGGGUGGGAAAAGUAACCUUUUAUUUUUUACACAGCCUUUCUAAAUGGUGUAACAAUUUUAAAAACGUGAUUGCCAUUUGAAAACAAGGGGACUGAACGAACUGGUCUGAAAACGUGGCUUUUAUUUUGAAGUCUGUUUUAUUUUAACUGACAUUUUCUGUAAGAUUGUUUUUUUAAAGCACCAUGUUGAGAGGAUAUUGGUUUGUAUGUGGUUUUACUUUUUGUAAAUAUUCAUGUACACCAUGUCUGCUUUUUCUAUUUUCAAAAAUGACCCAUGAACCUCCCUCAGGUGUGGUAAAACAAUCAUUUCAACUGUGUGAAAAAAGCACAAGGUACGCAGAAAAAGGGCGGAGCGUUCAUCGGUGCUGUUAACCACAAACUGGUUCUGGUUUUCCUGUCGUAGCUCAGACUGGUUCCGUAUCGCAUCUCUUCAAACUGUCAUUUUUCAGGUUUAUUAGAACUGAAUGCAAUCCCGCCCUCUUCCAUUCCUUCAGUUAAGUGCAGCAUUCUCAACUGUGCCUGAUCACUAACAUGAUUUUUUACAUUUAAAGCCCCUUCUCAACUUCUGCUGCUCCAACUUUGUUAAAUUUUAUUCGAUUAGUUGUACAGCGAAAAAGGUACAAGUCUGUGACACUAUUUUCAUAUAAAAUGUACUAAAAUAAAAAGCCCACAUAUAUGUAAGA